UUUAAAAGCUGUGCCACGGCGUGGCGUUGGUUGGCCUCCGCUCCACUCCACGCACGCCCCUCUCAUUUCCAGUCCACCUUCCAACCCAUCGCCCUGCCUACCUUCUCCCUCUCUCUCUCUCUCGUCCACGCCUCCGGUCGUUCCCCUUCCUCCCUCUGCCUGACACUCACCGGCCGCCAUGACGGAGGAGGCCGAGGCGGCCGGCAUCAUCUGCUCGCUCCGCGCGGCCGACCUCGCCGGGUGGACGCCGCCCUGGAAGGCGAGCGCGCCGGCGUCGUCCGAAGCCACGGCGAAGGAGGAGACGGCCUGGCCGGCGGUGGCGCGGGGGAAGCGGACGCGGGCGUCGCGCUCCGGCUCCGCGGCCAGCAAGAACAAGGGGAGAUGGGCCCGGGGCAGCCCCGCGUCCCCGCUCGACUACAGCGGCGGGUCCGGGUCCGGCGCGUCCACCAGCGGCGGCGAGGACGGCGCCUUCUGCUCGCCGCCGGCGGCGGCGGUCGCCCUCGCGCGCGGGCACGCCGGCCCAACCACCGCCACCCCAGCUUCUUCAUCAGCCAAGGUUGGUCCUGCCGGAGGAGCACGGCGCCCGUCGAUCAUGCCCGUCCCGCCGGCCCGCACUGCCGGCCAGAGGUCGCGGAAGAAGAUGAGGCUCCCGGAAGUGAAGCAGCUGGUGCUGUCCCUGUCGGCGGAGAACGUUGGCCUUCGCCGGGAGAUGGAGACGCUGCUGAGGGCCUGCACGGCGCUGUCCAAUGAGAACGGCAGACUAGAGACAAGGUUUGAGCAUUCUUCCUCCUCGAACAAGCGGAAGAUGGUAGGGUCCGAAGAGGCGGAGCGGCGACAAAGGAAGCCGCAGCAAGCCGGUGGCGGCUUUGCGCUCCCCGACCUCAACUUUCCGGCGCAGGAUGUCGCCGACGCACCAGCAGCGGCUCCCUCACGGCCAACCUGACAAGUUUAUUAACCGUGUAUAGGGAAGAAAGCUGGAGGAGCGAUCUCUUACCGUGCCUGGCGUGCUACCAGGGAACGAGAGGAGCCCGCCGGUCUCAUUACCUUAGCUGAUAAACUUUUUCUUUUUCUUUUGUUUAGUUCUGAGUUUUACCGCUCGCUUCUUCUUCUUCUUCUUUACCAAUGUAGCUCAAGUUUCAGGCGUGCUACUUGGUUCCUGUAACCAAACAAACAAACAAACACAAUGCGUUGGGGAAAUUGUCGAUGCUCUCUUGUUGAA
Messenger RNA from Triticum dicoccoides, 1219 nucleotides. RefSeq lists its product as uncharacterized. The transcript is spliced from 5 exons. The record is from RefSeq and is a predicted model, not a curated record. The coding region runs from base 179 to 943 and encodes 254 amino acids. NCBI's taxonomy places the organism in Eukaryota, Viridiplantae, Streptophyta, Magnoliopsida, Poales, Poaceae.